AGCAGCUUGCUCUCUCCCUAGUCUGCUCAUCCAGUGUCCUGUGUACUUUGAGUGAGAUGCUGGGAUAUCACUGGAGAAUGGAAGUAUGCAACCAGGAAUUAAACACUGCACAGAGAAUUUGCUUUCGAGUCUGGACCUGAUUCUACAUUUUCUAAUUUGUUCAAUUGAAAGAAGUUAGACCAAAAUAUUUUGAUCAACGUAUGUGGGAGAAGGGAGGUGGAACAAACAAGAGACAAGAGCUGAUUAGACAGCAGCUCGUGUCGCCAGAGCAGCUCUAGCUGCUAAGUUAACUUCAGUUGAGCUCUUUUUUUCUGGUAACAAGGGCACAAUGAUGGACAACCGUUUUGCUACAGCACUGGUAAUUGCUUGUGUUCUCAGCCUCAUCUCCACCAUCUAUAUGGCAGCUUCCAUUGGCACUGACUUUUGGUACGAAUACCACACCCUUUACCCAGCUGAGAAUGUCAGUGAAGCUGGUAGGAGCAUCUGGGACGAAUUUGUCAGUGAAGAGGCAGAUGAGAAGACCUACACAGACGCGCUCUUCCGGUGUAAUGGCACAGUUGGGUUGUGGCGGAGAUGUAUCACUGUACCCAAGAACUCUCACUGGUACAGCCCACCAGAAACAGAUAUGAUUACAAACUGCAUCAGUUUUUCCCUCUCUGACCAGUUUAUGGAAAAGUACAUAGAGCCUGGAAAUCACAAUAGUGGCACGGAUUUAAAUCGAACUUAUCUCUGGCGACUGCAGUUUCUUCUGCCCUUUGUCAGCCUUGGCCUCAUGUGUUUUGGGGCUCUGAUUGGGCUCUGUGCUUGUGCCUGUCGCAGCCUCUACCCUGCCAUUGCCACUGGAGUCCUCCAUUUCCUAGCAGGGCUUUGUACACUGGGCCUCGUUGGCUGCUACGUAGCUGGGAUUAAGCUGCUCCAUGACAAGCUGCCCCUGCCUAAUGAUGUGAGGGGUGAAUUCGGCUGGUCCUUCUGUCUUGCCUGUGUCUCAGCACCUUUGCAGUUUAUGGCAGCUGCUCUUUUCAUCUGGGCAGCUCGUACCAACAGAAAGGAAUUCACUCUCUUGAAAGCGUACCGUGUAGCAUAAGUGCUGCUGCUGAAGUACUGGGUUUCCAUGUUAUAGCCCCUGCUGUCCUUAACCCUUAUGACUUUUUUCUUUUAGUCAGGAUUUUACCUUGUACUCUGUGUGCUUCUUGCCAGUUGAGACAAUUUAGCCUACAGGCCCUGAAGACAAAGACCUCUGGGUUAAAUGACCAAACUCUGCCAGAAGUCUGCAGAACUUGAACAGGUUUUUUAAUUGUUGGGGUUUGCUUUUUUUAAAGAAUCACUAUUAUUUUUUAAGCUCCAAUUGGUUGCUGACUAUCCCCUUGGUUAGGCGUACAUGCCCCCUCCUAAUUUUAUUACCCUGUCAGCCUGAAGGAAAUAGGAGUGGUGGUGUGGGGUGGAAGAGACAUAGGAAACGAUGCAGGUAUAGGAAGAAUUGGAACCUCGGUGCACAAAUAAUAAUCAGGAGCUGUCCGCUGUGUGACCCAAGCAGGCAGGACAUACAUAAAGCACUCAAGAGACAUGGGGGAACUCAUAAACCUCUGUUGUGGAAAUACUGUAGCUCGAUCAGCCCUGUAGCGUAGCUUUGGGUCUCUUAUUCCCGCUAGCUAGUUACUUCCUUUGGCUCCUGCCAGAACUGAUGGUAGGCAGAGCAGCUGGCUGUGAGAGAGCCUGCACAGCACAGCACAGCAUGCUGAAUGCAGCCUAUGUGUUCGCUUGUGCCAGGGAAUGGGAUAACUUGGCCCACAUGGAGCUUUGUGCUGUUCUAGCUACACUGCUUCCAGGACCCAGGCUAGUUUGGUAUCUGCGCUACCUGUGGUUGUACCCUCUGAUCUUAACUUGUGGUGCUUUUGCUUGCUGUGAAAUAAGGUUUUCCUCUCUCUUGUUGUGUUGAAAGUGACCCCUCACGAGUUUUUUAGUUUUAAUUUGGUUUAGUGUAUGUGUGUAUAUGUACAUAUAUAAACUUAACUAUUUUAAAGCUCACCUGUUUAUCCUGUAUAACACACAACAGUUUUUUUUUAAAAGGUGCUGCUCUUUUCCCACCUUGCCCCAAAAGUAUUGUUUAAAUGAAAUAAUAAUAAUUAAAAAAAGACUCAAAAAUG
This is a messenger RNA of Neopsephotus bourkii (Bourke's parrot), 2144 nucleotides long. It is a transcript of the gene CLDND1, whose product is annotated as claudin domain containing 1. The record is from RefSeq and is a predicted model, not a curated record. The coding region runs from base 329 to 1084 and encodes 251 amino acids. The transcript has 6 exons. Gene Ontology annotation, cellular component: membrane. Lineage: Eukaryota; Metazoa; Chordata; Aves; Psittaciformes; Psittacidae.